Molecule: messenger RNA, 294 nt
Organism: Drosophila takahashii
Lineage: Eukaryota; Metazoa; Arthropoda; Insecta; Diptera; Drosophilidae
Source: RefSeq, a predicted model, not a curated record
GAAUACCCCCAUUGCUUCAACUGUCACACGUGCCAGUGAUAAAAAAUCCCGCACACUACCAAAAGGCGUUAGUAUCUAUUUUUUUCGUAGCAGGCUAUGUCGUUGGGCAACGCAGGGCGAAUUGCUGUCUGUUGGACUGUUCUGACCGUGGGUGGCGUGUACGCUUUUGUGCUGUCAAAACAAUCCGUUGAGAACCGGCGUUACGAGAGCAUGCGAGUGCGUGAGCGCAUGAGGAAGGCAAACCAGGGCGAUUACGACUCAACCGCAGCAUCGGACAGGCGAUUCGACUAUUAA